ACGCGUGCACGAGUCGAGGAGGAAAAAGCCCUGGAUUCGUCUCGCCUGCGAUCCUCCGCUCGGCUCGGCUUCGCGAGCUCCUCCUCGGCCGGCAACUCUCGCAUCGCCAGGCGCAAGAGGAAGAAGAGGAGACGGCAGCAGCGCCGGAACAGUAACGUCGACGACGAAGACGAGCUGCUCGUCGUCGGCGGAAACGGAGCCGCCACCUCCGGCGCCGCCGGCGUCCCCAGCCAGCCCGCCGACGCGCUCGCCGCGUUCGACCAGCGACAACAACAACAACAACAACAACUUGUUCAACUGCAGCAACAACAACUGCCACCGACGGAACCCGCGGUUCCCAGCGAGGAGCAGCAGCAGCAGCAGCAGCAGCAGCAGCAGCAGCAGGGCAAACAGUCCUCGAAAAGUCGGUCUUCGCACAACACCAACGAGUCUCAACGAAUCGUGUCCAGAGGAGGAAGCGGCUCGCGCGCGGCUGCCUCCUCCCUCAGCUCCGGCAUCACGCUUCUCAAUCGCCGAGCCGCCAACAAGCGAUCGUCCAGGAGAUGCAACGCGAGCGCCCGUAGGAACGCGAUGACGAUGGAUCUCCAGAGACUGAUCACCGAGGUGCACGCCAGGCCCGCGAUCUGGGACCAGAAGAACGUCAACUACCACAACCGCGACGUCAUCCUCAAGAUGUGGCGGGAGAUCGCG
Nomia melanderi (Alkali bee) is the source of this 690-nucleotide messenger RNA. Lineage: Eukaryota; Metazoa; Arthropoda; Insecta; Hymenoptera; Halictidae. The record is from RefSeq and is a predicted model, not a curated record.